AUGCGUCAUGAAUCGCCUAACGAGAGGAAGAAAAAUCGAUGUCAUCAGUCUUCUGGGAGUCAAAAGAAUCGUAUGAUGCUUCAACAUUUCCAUGUGUUCAUUCAUAUGCUUCCGGUCAAGAACAUCUUCAUCAAAUUCAUCAUCAGCAUUAAAUUGCGUGUCAUUUCCGAGAAGUUCAUUCCCAAAGACUUCGACAUCUUCUUUGUAUCUUUCACACUUCUCUCCGGGAAUCGGGACGAAAGGUGA
Clunio marinus is the source of this 246-nucleotide messenger RNA. The record is from the annotation of a GenBank genome assembly. NCBI's taxonomy places the organism in Eukaryota, Metazoa, Arthropoda, Insecta, Diptera, Chironomidae.